AUGGGGUCAAAUAACAAACACGAAACUCAAAUCAAGUCCAGUCAAGUCCGCGGUGGUGAUGAGCCAUUGGUGGCCCAGGUGCUCAAGUUGCUGCUCGAAACUGAGGCUAACCUGACAAGACUAUCUGAGAUAUGUCGUUUCUUAGACAGCGAAUUGAAGUUUCCAAGUGUUAUAUCACUGACCAAAACAAGUCUGCUACCAAACUCAGAUUUGACAGAUCCUUUUCUUCGAUUGUUGGAGCAAAAAUAUGGCUAUCAAGAGGAAGUUACGGCAGAUCAGACUAUAUGGUCAAAAGUAGACGCAAACCCAGACACAGACUCAAAAACAAACGCAGAUCAAGAAAUUCCAGUUCACGACCGUCACAUUUACACUACAGAUGAUAUCGAAAGACAGGUUGCAUUUCUUCAGAAUUUAGUGAGAAGCAGAAUAGCAAAGAACAAACAGCUUCUACAUUUGAUACUGGACCAUGAAAGUGCCCUACAUAGUGUGGUAUUGCCCGAGGUACGCAGAAGCCUACUGACUAAUUUAAAAAAAGAUAUAACUGCUGAGUUGGUGGAAAAAAAGCUUCGGCAUGAGUCAAAAGUGUUUGAGGCGUAUACUAAAAGGUGUUCGCAAAACUUGCAACUGGAAACAUAA
Molecule: messenger RNA, 636 nt
Organism: Lodderomyces elongisporus
Lineage: Eukaryota; Fungi; Ascomycota; Pichiomycetes; Serinales; Debaryomycetaceae
Exons: 2
Coding region: 1-636 (211 amino acids)
Source: RefSeq, a predicted model, not a curated record